This is a messenger RNA of Hevea brasiliensis (rubber tree), 1600 nucleotides long. RefSeq names its product pectinesterase QRT1-like. Bases 277 to 1359 code for a protein of 360 amino acids. Gene Ontology annotation, biological process: cell wall modification. The transcript has 5 exons. The record is from RefSeq and is a predicted model, not a curated record. NCBI's taxonomy places the organism in Eukaryota, Viridiplantae, Streptophyta, Magnoliopsida, Malpighiales, Euphorbiaceae. Gene Ontology annotation, molecular function: pectinesterase activity.
CUACUAUCAUUAUUUCAGUUCCUUAAGGACUACAACGGAGACACACUACACCUGCGCUACCUUAUUUAUUAUUCUCUCCUCUUUUCACACCCUUUCAACUUCAAGAACUUGCAACUCUCAAAAUAACAACACUUAUAGAUUUACAAUACCAUGCGUGUCCCUAGUUUCUGUGCUUAUCUAACUCUCUUUCUAUUUUAUGGUUUGCGUACAACUGCUUUGAUACCAAAAUAAAGGGAUACCCAGAUACUGGUUAUCGUAGAUAGAAGAGGAAAGACUAUGGAAAGGUGUGUUCUUGGCUCUUUUGUUGUGGUGUUCAUGUCUUUUCUGGGUUGUUUUCUAGUGGGUUUAUCGCAAAGUGAAGUGUAUGCGAAGGGUUUUAUUACUUGGGAUGACAUGAAAGUGGAUGAGGACGGUAGAACGAGGUUGAGUUCUAGAGAUAAUUAUAAUCAAAGCCUAGUUAUUGUAGUUGACGAGAAUGGUGGAGGUGAUUCGUUAACAGUUCAAGGUGCAAUAGAUAUGGUACCAGAACAUAACACAGGCAGAGUGAAAAUUUACAUUCUUCCAGGGAUUUACAGAGAGAAGGUACAUGUACCAAGUACCAAGCCAUAUAUCUCAUUCCUUGGCAAGGAAGGCCAAAUAAAUGAUACUAUAAUUACUUGGAACAGUAAAGCUUCUGAUACGGACAGCAAUGGUGUUGAACUGGGAACCUAUAGAUCAGCAUCGGUCACGAUAGAAUCCGAUUACUUCUGCGCUACCGGAAUCACUUUUGAGAAUACAGUGGUAGCUGUGCCUGGAGGAUAUGGAAUGCAAGCUGUAGCUUUGAGGGUUUCUGGUGACAAGGCCUUUUUCUACAAGGUCAGGAUCUUGGGGACACAGGAUACACUCUUAGAUGAGACUGGAUCGCACUACUUUUACCAAUGUCACAUUCAAGGAAGUGUAGACUUCAUAUUUGGUAGAGGAAGAUCGCUCUUUCAGGAUUGUAUCCUUCAAUCAACAGCCAAAAAAACAGGAGCAAUUGCAGCCCACCACAGGGAUUCGCCUUAUGACGAUACAGGUUUCUCUUUCGUAGGCUGUGUGAUCAAUGGGACUGGAAAAGUCCUUCUGGGAAGAGCUUGGGGAAACUAUUCCAGGGCAAUAUACUCUUACUGUUACUUUGAUAACAUUAUAAUUCCUUCAGGAUGGAGCGACUGGAACAGCCCGUACAGGCAAAAGACCGUGGUUUUCGGAGAAUAUGAGUGCAGUGGAAGAGGAGCAGAAACUAGAGGCCGAGUGCCAUGGUUGAAGACUUUCAGUUACGAGGAAGUAAAGCCUUUCCUAGGCAUGCAAUUCAUAAAUGGAGGCCAAUGGCUUAGACUCUAGUUCUGUUGCUCCCCUUCUUUGUUAAGCAUGCUAAUUUGUUAUUCUUUUCUAAUUCCAUUUUUAAAAUAGAGCCUUAAGGCAAGUAGCUAAUGGCUUUAGAGGGGAUUCACUAUGUUCCAGGGCUAAACCAUGCCCAGCACCAUCAAGUCACUGAUUUUUCAAUUUGUCGUUUCCUCUUUCUGCUUCGGUUCAGAACCGAUCAGUGCCUUCCAAUAAAAGGUGUCAAUUCAUUGGAGAUUUA